This is a messenger RNA of Hydractinia symbiolongicarpus, 2792 nucleotides long. RefSeq lists its product as uncharacterized. The record is from RefSeq and is a predicted model, not a curated record. The coding region runs from base 49 to 2391 and encodes 780 amino acids. The transcript has 2 exons. Lineage: Eukaryota; Metazoa; Cnidaria; Hydrozoa; Anthoathecata; Hydractiniidae.
CAUGACAGCACAUACAAACAUGACUUAUCAAGCAAAAAAACAUUCGUAAUGUUGCCAGUGAGGAUGAGAGAACUUAUAAAAUUCAUUUGGGCGAUAUUUUUGACGUAUUGUAACAUUUUUGUUGUGUUCUGCUAUCGUAAAUUUGGAUCCCGUGAAAAUAGACGUUUGCUAAGAAAACGCAUAGUUCACAAGAUCGAAAGAAUAUGGAAGAUUAUAUCUUAUCAGAUAAACGAGACAUGGCUAAAAAUAUUUGGAGGAACAUCAAGAAGACCAUCAAACCAGGAGCUAGGAACAUUUCUAUAUGAUGUUCUUGAUAAAUUCGAAAUAUGGUGGAAAUCAAGAUCUCGUUACAUGGAUCCAUACAUUGAAUUCGAAGAAUGGAUGAUAGCGAGCGUGUUCGGGCGAAAUAUCGUCAACGUAAAAUAUACAGGUAGCUUUCGAGAAACUAUCGUAUCGAUGCAUUACGGGGAGACGUCAUCCGACAUUGACAUGAUGUACAUCUAUCGUGAUUUUGAAGUCCGCGAAAACACGUUAAACACAACUCACAUACAGCUGGUUAGUUCACAAUCGCCUGGGUAUGUACUAUUAAAAGGAAACUGUACAACGGAACAGUUGGUUAAUGUUUACAAUCGCAUAGCUAAGAAGGGAGAAUUCUCUUCGUCUCUACAUGUUUCGAAGUUGAUGGAAUUUUUCUCAAAAGAGGUUCUGUACAAAUUUAGCCAAGGGUCGAGUGAUUAUUAUGUAAGGUCUGAUAAUUUCCGACACAUGCAUGAAUUAUUCAAUCGGGAACGUUUCUCAGGUUGGAUGAAGUUUAAACAACAAGGACCAGCCAGUACAAUCGUGUGGAACAUCGCGGGACUUCCUAAACGGCAAAUGCUUGGUGAAAUUGACAUUGUAUUUUCACUUCAUUGUCCUGAUUGGCCGUCACAAGCCAAUGAGUGGCUCAAAAGGCGUCGUAACUACAAGCAACCAACCAAAGCAAUCAUUUUAAAGAUUGAAGCAUAUGGUGUAGAUAUUGUUCCAAAAAGCAGUAAAAUCGAUCGACCAAGGUCCACCUGGUGUUUGAUCAAGAGCAUGUUAUCGUCAUCGUCAGCAGAUGAAAUCGCAGAAGGUCUGGAAUUAGAGUGGAGGCUCUCCUUCUCUGUAGCUGAAAUGUUAUUAAUACAACAAUGGAAUCCGGUACAAAAGUCCUGCUUCAGGGCAAUGAAAACAUUACGUAACGAUUACCUUUCGAAAUAUGGCGUCAAAAGCUACGCAUUGAAGAACAUCAUGUUAUAUAUGGUUGAAGAACACGAUGAGAAGUUUUGGGUAGAAAAUAAAUUUAUUACCAUAAUGGAUGAAUUUUUUUCGCGCUUGAUCGCCUGUUGCGACAGUUCGACAUGCAAGCAUUACUUCGUAAGGCGACACAAUCUUUUCUUUUCAGAAGACCAUCACGACUUGAAACGAAUUUCCAACGUGUGCCGGUCACUCCUAAGUAAUUGGCACAAAACAAUAUAUCUCUCCGACGGCUUAUGGUUUAAAAUUAAAGAAUUUAAAUGCGAAACAUAUUUCAAAUGUUUAUCAUUUGUUGACAAGAAGGAAGCAAUAUGGUACCACAAUAACGAGAAGAAAAUUCGCGAGAGCGAUAUUAAGAGAUACACUGGAUCGUGCAAGAUAUAUUACAGUCACAAAGUCCAAAAAGAAGUAAUGAGGUUUGUCACCGCUUCGAUCAACAGUCCCAACACCAAUCUCGCCGUAGUCAUGUCCGCCCUUAUGAAUUAUAUUCGAAGUAAGCCAGAACCUCAGAAAUUAACAAUAGAUCAGCAAAUCAUAUACAGUCACGUGUGUUGGGCGUAUCUGAAAUGUGUGAGAUACAUUUCCAAACAAAUUGAAGAUAAACAAUCACAAAUCCCAACGAAAACUUUAGAAACAACUCGCCGCGAUGCAACUAAGUGGCAGGAGUUAGCCGACAGAAUUACAAGCGAUUAUUUAACCGGUAGCCGAAUCGAUAGAAGCAUAGUGGGAGCAGACCUAUUCUUGCGCGGCAAAAUACAGGAGUCGAGUGAAAUACUCGAAAAUGCGGGUGAUAUUUCAGGAAUCGAAGAGUUUUAUGAUGAAACCCAAGCGCCAGUAAUUCUCUGUGCAUUCGAUGCGGAUUGUUUCGGACCUCUUGCUGGUUUUCAAUUCAAAGCGACACCGUACUAUUGCCCGGUCAGUUUAAUCAAAGCAUUAGUUGAAAUUUCAAAACACAACAAACACAGCGAAGGAAUCCAGCACUUAUUGAAUCAAGCGUCUCGUCUUUGGUUGGACUUUCCAGUGGAUUUAAGUCAGCAUCGACUCUACUAUACCGUGUUCACAGUGCUAAGCAAAUAUUUACAUGCACACAUCGAAAAAAAAUUGGAAAACAAGUGACCAUGUUUGAAAACUUUAUUCCAAGCGUCUUUGCCUUUUGAUGAACUUGACGGCGACGAAAAGACCUUGGAACAGGCUGGUGACAUGAUUGCAAAAUGUUUUACAUUACGAUAACAAAAUAAUUUAUGCGGAAUGUCAAAAUUAGGAAAGUCCAUUCAGGACAAACUUAUUUCCAUGGUGGCAUUUUUCGCUCUACAUAUCUGUUACCACAUACAAAAUAAAUAUUCAACUUUUGUGAGUCUACUACUAACUCAGAUCAAACUACCCAAACUUUCGCUGUUUAACUUCGUUUGAAUUUCAGAGUUUCUUUUUUCUUUAUUAUAUUAUAUUAACACAUAUUGUAUAAAAAACUUUAAUUAAGCAGCUGAUAUAUUUAUUUCUAACUUGUUGAAAUUUGUUUA